GGCGGCGGCGGCGAGGCCCGAGGCUAGGCCGGGGAGUAACGCGGAGGCCAAGAUGCUGAGGACGGCGCGGAGGGUGCUCCUGUGGGGCCGAGCUCAGGCCCCGGCCCUGGCCUGCGGGCCAUCGACCAGAGUAACCGUGGGGCCUCCGUGCGCCCUGCGACCUCCGGGAAGUAGCAUCCUCCUCCAGGCAGCCCGAGCCUAUGCAGAUAAGAAACCAGUGACCCAGUCCGGCCAGAUGGAUGACCUGCCUUCCUCCAUGCUGCUGAAAGAUUACCAAAACGUCCCAGGAAUUGACAGGGUCGAUGAUGUUGUGAAAAGACUCUUGUCUCUGGAAAUGGCCAACCAGAAGGAGAAAAUGAAGAUAAAGACAGAGCAGUUGCUAACCCAGAUCACCCUCAACCCAGAAGAUACCACAUCCCUGGAAGCUCGAGUUAUAAAACUGACAGUCAAGAUCCGAAACUAUGAAGAACACAUGCAGAAGCAUCGCAAGGACAAAGCUCACAAGCGAUCCCUGCUUAUGACCAUUGACCAGAGAAAAAAGCUCCUGAAAAAACUUCGGCAGACCAACUUUGAGGUGUUUGAGAAGAUAUGUAAAGAGCUGGACAUCGAAUACACAUUUCCCCCUCUGUAUUACCGACCUGCGCACCGUCGGUGGGUGGCUAAGAAGGCUUUUUGUAUUACGGUUUUCCAGGAGGCACAGAAGCUGAAGAAGUUGAAGAAGCAGGAAGAAGCACUGAAACGUGAAGGAGCAAAGAGGUCAGAGAGUCAGGACGCUUCGCUCUCCUAGCCCAGGCUCCACCAAUCCUGUGGCCCUUUGUCUAACACAAAAAAUAAAUUAAGUCAAAACCCAG
Vombatus ursinus (common wombat) is the source of this 851-nucleotide messenger RNA. It is a transcript of the gene MRPS15, whose product is annotated as mitochondrial ribosomal protein S15. Gene Ontology annotation, molecular function: structural constituent of ribosome. The transcript is spliced from 8 exons. Gene Ontology annotation, cellular component: ribosome. Lineage: Eukaryota; Metazoa; Chordata; Mammalia; Diprotodontia; Vombatidae. Bases 53 to 787 code for a protein of 244 amino acids. Gene Ontology annotation, biological process: translation. The record is from RefSeq and is a predicted model, not a curated record.